Molecule: messenger RNA, 1035 nt
Organism: Phycomyces blakesleeanus NRRL 1555(-)
Lineage: Eukaryota; Fungi; Mucoromycota; Mucoromycetes; Mucorales; Phycomycetaceae
Exons: 4
Coding region: 1-1035 (344 amino acids)
Source: RefSeq, a predicted model, not a curated record
AUGAUUGACCACCUUGAAAAUGUUUUUGGUGGAUCUAUGAAAAUACGGACUGAACUGGCGGUUACACCAAUGGAGAGGGAAGUACCAUGGGACGUAGACCAAGUCAAAGAAACUAUUCGUCGUUUUCCACGAUGGAAAGCACCAGGUAUUGAUCAUAUUAGGGCAGAGAUUCUCAAGCCUCUUGUAUCAACUCUAGGUUCUCUACUCCACAUGCUCUUCAAGCUGUGUUGGAAGCUUUUGGAGCAAUGCCUGGCUGAGGAACUCCUUUUGACCAUACCAGAGUUAGACAUAGCCCAGGGAGGAUUCCGCGCUAGCCGCAGUACCCUAGACCAGGCUCUCUGUCUCCACGAACUAAUGAGGCAAUACUCUGUUCCCGACCCUGAGCGAGAGCAAGCGCUCAAACCACCAUUUGUUGUCUUCUGUGGUGAUCCAGACACUUGGUUUGAUGAAAAAUGUAGCGUCCCAUGGUGUUAUGCCGAGACAUGGAGUCCUGCAGGCCCAACAGCCACUCCUUUGUCACUAUUGGAGGAGCUUAGGACCAUCACCUGUAAUGUGUCCAGUGUUUCCAGGACGGAGGGGGAUGCACCAGACUAUCUUCCUAUGUCAAUGGCUCCUAUCAACUGUCUUCUGUACGCUGACAAUGUUGCCCUUAUAGGCACACCCGACGAUGUGCAAAAAAUGUUGACUGUAGCCGAGACACAUUCAAACCUUCUGGGGUAUAAGUGGAGUCCAUCCAAAUACGAGGUCCUCAAUGCCCCUCCUAAUUCUUCUUUUUCUUUAUAUGGGAAUACUCUUCCCACUUGCACUUCCUUUAAAUAUUUAGAAUUUCCUUUUGCUAGCCAAGGGAUAGAUCGAGCCGACAUGUUCCUUAAGUCGCAGCAAAAAGCUUGUGCAGCAACGCGUAAGCUUUGUAACUUGGGUGUACACAUGAACGGUUUUGGUCUCCCUGCGGCUCUCAGAGCUUAUCUCAUUUUUAUCCGCCCCAUUCUUGAGUACGGCUUAGCCAUUGUUCCUGCUAGCCAGAGUGACGUUUAG